Messenger RNA from Phyllopteryx taeniolatus (common seadragon), 2099 nucleotides. It is a transcript of the gene irx4a, whose product is annotated as iroquois homeobox 4a. Lineage: Eukaryota; Metazoa; Chordata; Actinopteri; Syngnathiformes; Syngnathidae. Gene Ontology annotation, molecular function: RNA polymerase II cis-regulatory region sequence-specific DNA binding; DNA-binding transcription factor activity, RNA polymerase II-specific. Gene Ontology annotation, biological process: neuron differentiation; cell development; regulation of transcription by RNA polymerase II. The record is from RefSeq and is a predicted model, not a curated record. The transcript is spliced from 5 exons. The coding region runs from base 359 to 1783 and encodes 474 amino acids. Gene Ontology annotation, cellular component: nucleus.
AUACGGGACAACAAAGUUAUCAUUCGUGAAACCGAUAGGUUUUAUCACUAUACUUUGAUUUGUUUAUUUGAUAGAUAUUGUUCAUGAAAGAAAGAAAAAAAGAUACACUGCAGCUGUUUCGUGUCUUUUUAUGUAUUUAUUUUCUUUGAACGGUGUUCGAGCGGGGAAGCAUUUUACACAAAUUAAACAUGCUGCUGUGCUUCGCCCUAUAAGCAUCCAAGAAGCUGCCUGAGCUUGUCGAUCAAUUGGUAGAGUGGAGAAGCAGCAGCAGCAGCAGCAGCAGCAGCAGCAGCAGUUUGCGCGACAGUGGAGACCCGCAGUCUCGCUUGAUUUCUGGAUAUUGGGGGACCUCUCUACCAUGUCAUAUCCGCAAUUUGGAUAUCCAUAUUCGUCUGCUCCGCAAUUCCUAAUGACAAGCAACUCUCUGACCACCUGCUGCGAGUCCACCGGCAGAUCCAUCGCCGACUCCGGAGUGGCGGCGUCCGGGCAGACGCCGGUCUACUGCCCGGUGUACGAGAGCCGGCUCCUGGCCACCGCCAGGCACGAGCUCAGCUCGGCCGCCGCACUGGGCAUGUACGGGAGCCCCUACACCGGCACUCAAGGAUACGGCAACUACGUUACAUAUGGAACGGACGCCUCCGCGUUCUACUCGCUGGGUACAUUCGACACAAAAGAUGCCACAGCCUCUGCACAUGCAGGAAUAACCCAAGCGACGGCCUACUACCCCUAUGAUCCCACCUUGGGACAAUAUCAGUAUGACAGAUAUGGUUCCAUGGAUGGAGGACCUAGGCGCAAGAACGCCACUCGUGAGACAACAAGCACCCUGAAGGCCUGGCUGCAGGAACACAGGAAGAACCCUUAUCCCACCAAAGGUGAAAAGAUCAUGCUGGCCAUCAUCACCAAGAUGACGCUGACACAGGUGUCCACCUGGUUUGCCAACGCCAGGAGGAGGCUGAAGAAGGAGAACAAGAUGACAUGGCCGCCCAGAAACAAGGGCUCCGAGGAGAAGCGAUAUGACGAGGACGACGACUGUUCUCAGGAGGAGCAGAUUAAAAGUGAAAGUCAGGAAAAUGAUAGUCGAGGUCAAUCCAAUAAAGAUCUCCAGCUGAGCGACCUGGAAGACUUUGACACUCUGGAGUCAGAGAGUUCGGAGUGCGAGUUGAAGCACAGAUACCACAUGAACCCUCACAUGACAACAACCGGCGACUGUCCCGCCGAGCACCUCAUCAAAGACGGGUCCGUGAAAAUGUCCGGCCCGGUUUCGCUCGGGGGGGAGCAGGACUUGAGUAGCAAAAGUUGCCUAAAAACAAACCAGGAGGAUUUCCAGGCGGAAAGCAGAGCGCAACCAAAGUCUUGUUACAGCCAACAGCCGCAGCACCACAUACUAGACGGCAAACCUCGGAUCUGGUCUUUGGCCCAGACGGCGACCUCCUUGGUCCAGACUGAUUACCCUUCCUGUAUGCUGAGGUGUCAAGCACCCCCGUCCUCCUCGCUCAGCCCACCCCCUGUCGCUACCUCACCCGCCCCGGGCCUGGACCACAGGCAGGACUCGCCUGUCACUACACUGAGAAACUGGGUGGACGGGGUCUUCCACGAUCCCUUGUUCAGGCACAGCACUUUGAGCCAGGCCCUGACCCACUCCACCGUAUCCUGGAGCAGCAGCACCACCAAAGGAUCCAUCUUGGAGGCCCAGAGGAGUCCGGGGGUUCUGCAGCAUGACCAGGACUCGUCCAAAGACACUGCCAUGACUUUCAAAACUAUUAACAAACUCUUUUGUUCGUAAUAACACCAAAACAAAUAAUUUAUUUAUAAAAAAAAAAAAAAAGGACAAAAACACCUGGGAUGGAAGCUAUAUGUCGCGUUUUUGCUGGUACAUUCUUUAACACAAUGAACUAUUCCAAUUGAUCCAGAUUUGUUUUUUUUUGUUUUGUUUUUUUCAACGCACGCGCACAAAUGAUCAAAUUGUAUAAUAUGUUUACAUCUUGGGACAAUAUCUUGAGGUUUACAGUAUUUAUUAUUUACUUUACUUUCAUCCCUGUACGCAUGCAUAUAUAAUUCAAAUCAUUUGGAGGAUCACUAUUAAAUAAAAUAAAAAGGUC